ACGACAUUCCCAUGACCCCAUCGAAAUAGCUGCAUUGUCUGCAGCAAUAGCAAGCUUCCCCACGUUUUCUCCGCAAGUCGCCCCAGACACGCUCUCCCCAGUCUGCAACUAUGGCAGUGCAUUCGAAGCUGCUUCCUCCAGAUCGCACAAUCAAAGGCAUCGUGUCGGAGCUCACGACAUUAUACUUGAAGCAUCGAACGAACAUCUCUCGAACCGUCUACAUUACCCUUUUUCUAGCCCUCCUCAAUCGCAUACGGUCUGCCAUCUCCGAACAGAAGGCGGCAGCUAUCAGACAAGCAGCAGCGAGACAGAGAGGGGCAACUACACUAGGUCAUGGAGAUGCGCCGAAGAAGCCUAAGGUGGAGCUCAAUCGGGAGUUCUUCAGGAAUCUGUUCAAGCUCCUAAGGAUAUGCAUACCGGGAUGGAAGAGCAAAGAAUUAAGGCUCUUGAUCAGCCAUAGCAUAUUCUUGGUAGUCAGAACUCUGAUCAGUUUGAAAGUGGCUGCCAUGGAUGGUGCUUUAGUCUCGAGUCUGGUUAGAGGUAGGGGCAAGGACUUCUUGAUUGGCAUUGUGUGGUGGAUGUUGAUUGCUGUGCCUGCGACUUUCACAAAUUCUAUGCUUGCCUAUCACCAAUGCAAACUCUCGUUGCAGUACCGGACACGGUUAACGAAUUACAUCCACGAAAAGUAUCUCUCGAAUAUGACAUUCUACUCUCUGUCUGCGUUGGACGACCGGAUAAAGAACGCAGAUCAGUUGAUUACGGUGGAUGUUUCCAAGUUUGCGAAUAGUUUGGCAGAAUUAUACGGAAAUCUGGCAAAGCCAACUUUGGAUAUGUUAAUCUACAACUAUUCGUUGUCGAAGAGUGUUGGUGGAGAAGGGCUCUUCUUCAUGUCGUUGCUUGUACAACUAUCGGCAAAUGUGAUGCGAGCUUUAACACCACCUUUUGGAAAAUAUGUAGCCGACGAGGCGAGGCUGGAGGGCGAGUUUCGAUUCGAGCAUUCAAGAUUAAUAGACUACAGCGAGGAGAUUGCACUGUACAACGGGCACGAAGCAGAAAAGGAUACAUUGGAUAAGGGAUAUUUUACUCUGAUUAAACAUGUUAAUUACAUUCUACGACGGCGAUUUACUCAUGGUAUCAUGGAGGACUUCAUAAUAAAAUAUGUUUGGGGAGCAUUGGGACUGGUUCUUUGCAGUGUUCCUGUCUUCUUCAAGAUUCCUGGAGCCACGGCUCAAACUAUGGGUGACCGGACAGAGAGUUUUGUCACCAAUCGACGACUUCUCUUAUCUAGCUCAGAUGCCUUUGGCCGAGUCAUGUUCUCAUACAAAGAAGUUACCGAGCUUGCUGGAUACACAUCUCGAGUUGCGACGUUGCUCGAAGUCAUGGACGAUAUCAAGGCGGGUCGAUUCGAGAAGACCCUCGUUUCGGACGAAGAGUCCGGCGAGCAGCUGGAGCUCAUGAAAGGACGUGGGACUGUGAUAGAGAGUGAGGACGUCGAAUUCAUUGAUGUCCCAAUAAUCACGCCAGGAGGUAGUGUCCUGGUUAAAGCACUCUCAUUCUCCAUGAAACCUGGAGAUCACGUAUUAGUUGUUGGGCCCAAUGGCUGCGGAAAGUCCUCAUUAUUCCGCAUCCUUGGUGGACUUUGGCCUGUGUAUGGAGGCACAGUCCGCAAGCCUCCCCUCUCACAAGUAUUUUACGUUCCUCAGCGACCAUAUUUGAGUGCUGGCUCGCUUCGGCAGCAAAUUAUCUACCCAGAUUCUCUUCGCAUCAUGAGAAGUAAGGGUAUCACAGAUCACGAUCUUCUAGAGAUCCUUCGUAUCCUUGACCUCGACCAUCUAGUGGAGUCUUUCUCAGAAGGAUGGGACGCAGAAGCCGAAUGGCGAGAUGUGUUGUCUGGUGGCUUGCAACAACGUGUCGCGAUGGCUAGGUUGUUUUACAAUAGACCGAAGUAUGCCAUUCUCGACGAAUGUACCUCAAGCGUUACGUUAGAGAUGGAGAAAGUGAUGUACGAGCAUGCGAAAGCACUCGGCAUCACACUCAUGACAGUCAGUCACCGAAGAAGUUUGUGGAAGUAUCACAGCAAGAUUCUACAGUUUGAUGGGCAGGGAAAGUACAUCUUCACCAAGUUAGAUGCUGACAAGAGGAUGAAGUUGGAAGACGAGAAGGAGGAAUUGGAGAUGCAUCUAAGACAAGUGCCAGAGAUCGAAAGGAGGAUUGCAGAAUUGACUGCUGCGUGAUUUUUGCCUCUGGCUGGGCUGUACAUAUCAAGUGGCGUUCUAGGUUGGCCCAGGCUCGGGGAACGGUUUUACCGGGAAAGAAUUAAGUUUUCCGUUCGAAUAUUCCGAGUUCUGGUCUCCGCUCUGAUCCAGAGAUGCAAUCAUUUCUUCCCGAUGACAUGCUGCUUGCUCGAAAGAUGACAGUGGAAUGACAUGCUUUGCGAU
Messenger RNA from Mollisia scopiformis, 2438 nucleotides. Its product is annotated as ATP-binding cassette sub-family D protein-like protein member 1. The record is from RefSeq and is a predicted model, not a curated record. Gene Ontology annotation, molecular function: ATP hydrolysis activity; long-chain fatty acid transmembrane transporter activity; ABC-type transporter activity. Bases 111 to 2234 code for a protein of 707 amino acids. Gene Ontology annotation, cellular component: peroxisomal membrane. The transcript has 6 exons. NCBI's taxonomy places the organism in Eukaryota, Fungi, Ascomycota, Leotiomycetes, Helotiales, Mollisiaceae. Gene Ontology annotation, biological process: fatty acid beta-oxidation; long-chain fatty acid import into peroxisome; very long-chain fatty acid catabolic process.